Messenger RNA from Ustilago hordei, 2421 nucleotides. RefSeq lists its product as uncharacterized. The transcript has a single exon. NCBI's taxonomy places the organism in Eukaryota, Fungi, Basidiomycota, Ustilaginomycetes, Ustilaginales, Ustilaginaceae. The record is from RefSeq and is a predicted model, not a curated record. Gene Ontology annotation, biological process: regulation of DNA-templated transcription. The coding region runs from base 1 to 2421 and encodes 806 amino acids. Gene Ontology annotation, molecular function: zinc ion binding; DNA-binding transcription factor activity, RNA polymerase II-specific.
AUGUCGCAGCUACACCAUUCCCGGCCAUACGAUGAGGAACUCAAUGGCAACAAACGCCGUAAAGUCAACACUUGUCUUCAAUGUAAAGCACGCAAAGUCAAGUGCGACAAGGUUCGACCUCUCUGCGGUCCUUGUCAACGACGACGCAUCCCCGCCGAUCGCUGUGUCUUUGCCGAUGAAGCAGAUCCAGAGACACUACAGCACUAUUUGGGCCCAGAAUAUCUCGCACAACAGGGUUACCAUCUGAGCGAACUCAACGCUCAGUCCACUGUAGCUCAGGCUAGCGACUUGUUGGCCUUCCAAGAUCCUCAAGCGAGGGCAGUUUUGGAUAGAAUCACAAGAGAGAUUCGUCAAGGUGAAGCUCCGGGUACGGUCAAUAGUGAUGGUCUUGCUGCUGCAGCUGUUGCGGCAGCAAGCGACGGCAACCUGAAUCCAGCAAUAGCCGGCACAAUCUUAGCUACCACUCCGGUUGCAGGCCCCAAUGGUGCCGGCGCCGCAGCCAAGACAGCAGCUGAGACUAUGCGCACACUCGAACCUGCGAACCUCUUUCCGUUUGCUUCUGAACCCACACAUGAACGAACAAAACUCAUCCUCGGUCUUCUACCCAAUGAUCACGUCGUCAAUGUCCUUCUCGACAGCUUACGCACUUUCGAGAGCAAAUCGCCGCUUGGGAUCAGCUGGCGUUUGAUUCGCAUCCAGCUCAUCAAUCUGCGUGGUGAUAUUUCAGAUUGGAGGACAGGUCAGGUAGAAGAACCUGAUGUCGAUCUCAGCUUCCUUGCUCUGCUCUUUGACCUCAUGGUCUCUGCCAUCGACUGCAAGCCAAUAGAAGAGAUCAUCAGUGAAGGAAUCGCUCUGACACCCGAACAGGUCCCAGAGAUGACAGACCGUUGGCACGCCACAUGCCAAGCUCUCUUGGCGAUGAGCAACUUUGUGCAUGAACCCAACAUGAACACCGUCUGCACCGAGUUUUUGUUCUACUUGUACGAGUUGCGCAGAGGACGAAGCAGGCUGGCACUGAAUCAUUUGCAAAGCUCCUUUUCCAGGGCAAAGUUGAUCUGCAUGCACCAACUCUCGUCUGCUCAACAAGACGCAACACGCUGGUUGGCCACUUCCGAGAGUGAUGAUCUGACGAUUCGUACAGGUGCAGUUACCGCCAUGCGCAAAGCUCAAUUCGAGGGAGGUGAAGUCUUUGCGAUUAGUGAAGAACAAACUCUUCUUGAUUCCAUCCGCUCCUCUUCUUCUUCUUUUUCUUCUUCUUCUUUUUCUUCUUCUUCUUUUUCUUCUUCUUCUUCUUCUUCUUCUUCUUCUUCUUCUUCUUCCUCCUCCAGUACGAUUCGUCGGAGGGAGCUUCUGCAAACCAACAUCCCCGACCGAACGCACUUAGUCCGAGAGGCAGCAAGAAUGCUCUUUGUCUCUCUCACAUGGCAUCUCGAGCUCGUCACACCAUCUCCACCCCUCGCCGACGCCAUCGGUGACUCGAUUUGGACCACUGAACUCGGCUCUAUCGAUGAAGCUCACCUCCCUGAUGGCGAAUCUGCCUCUCUUCCCUCUGGUCCAACACUCAGCUCGAUCUCUACGCACUUCUUCCAAUUUCUCGCAGCGUCAACCCAGUUUUUACUCCGAAAGAAACGACAGCAACCGCACAUAUCCCAAGUUGUUCGAGUAGAGCUUUUGGACGUGGUCUCAGAGUGGAACGGAAUCGCAGAAACCCAUCUGACCCGCAUCCGAGAACAGAUCGGAGCCGACAGAACAAUGCUCAACCACUUCUCCCUGCUCAUACACCACUGGACUCGCAUUCGCCUGCUUCGCCCAUAUUUCGGACAGCUGGAAGAAUCGCCCUCUCUAGCCGCAUCUCGAUCAACCCUAAUUGACUCGUGCAGAGAAGCCCUGUGGCAAGUCUCCAAGAUCGUCGCAUCCACUUCAGAUGUCCAUCUGUCCAUCUUCCACCCUCUCGUAUCAGCUAUCAAAACCAACGCUACCCUCAUUCUCUCUCUACAUUUGCUAGUCAGGGCAAACUUCAACGACUCCAACGGCACCGCCGAGUGGGCUCAAGUUCGCGACCUAGUCAAAGGCUCCCUUCCCCUCCUCUGGACCUCAGCAUUAGAGGCAGGACAUCACAGACUAGGAGAGUUCAAAGCAUGGAGAAAACAACUCCGCGCGAUGCUAGAAGAGAUUCUCACCGCCGCCUUCGAAAGAAAGCGAGUGGCGCUAGAAGAACAGCCUAGGAUCAAGAACGAAGAUGGCCAGUUACCUGAGAAGAAAGGUUUGGAUGCGGAGGAUAAGGUCGAAGACAGCCUGGGUGGGGUGACUGAGGAUAAUGCGCUCAAGGUAUAUAAAGCUGAGAUGUUGAAAGAGGGAGACCCGAUCUGGAGGCAUUCACUUGUAUUCGAUUCACUCGAAAGCUAUCUUCGAUCCCUCUAA